AUGCCAGAUCCACCAUUUAGUCCCUCUGAGACCUCAGGCUCCCCAGAGUUCCCGAAAGCCAGGAUGGGCCAAGAGUCCUACAAACUGCGCUGUCUUUUGGGCCUGUGUCUCCUGUUGCUCUGGAUCUAUUACUACCAGCUGGAGACUGACACCACUCCAUGCUUCUCUAUCCGCACAGACACCUACGGCUCCUGGCAGCGCAUGCAGCAGCUCCGCCAGGCGCAGCUGAGGGCCGCCUGCAAGAGGCACGGACUCUGGAAGUCCAGCAUCCUUCCCUUGCCCAAGGAGGUAGCCCGGCAGCUGCUGGUGGAGCCCAACAACCGCCUGCUGUUCUGCGAGGUGCCCAAGGCGGGCUGCUCCAACUGGAGGCGCGUGCUGCUGCUGCUCGCCCUCGACCUGAGCGACUGGGACCCGGCCGAGGUGGAGGCCGGCGCCCUGCACCACACGAACCUCCUGCAGCGGCUCAGCUCCUUCCAGGCCCCCGAGUGCGACGUCGUGUUGAGGAACUACACCUCGAUGCUGGUCACCCGCCACCCGCUGGAGCGCCUCGUCUCCGCCUACCGAGACAAGCUCCUGCACUCGGAGCCCUACUACAAGCAAGUGGCAGCUAGAGUGCGCACCCGCGUCCGCGGGUCCCGCGAUCCGAAGAGCCAGCGCAACCUCACCUUCCCCGAGUUCGUGACUUUCGUGCUGCGGCAGCCGCCCGCCAAGCUGGACGUGCACUGGAAGCCCAUGUCGCUGCUCUGCUCGCCUUGCAGCGUGCGCUACGAAGUGCUGAUCCGGCACGAGCGCAUGAGCUCGGAGGCGGGGCACGCUCUGAGCUUCCUGGGAAUCCCCCUCCAGGGGCUCUUUCCCUCCAUGAAGGCGCACUCCGGCGAGAAGCGCACAGACGACCAGCUCACUCGUCACUACCUUGGUCAGCUCAGCCCCGAACAGCUGAGUGGCCUCUACAGACUCUACUUCCUCGACUUUACGCUCUUUGGGUACCAUCCACUGAACCUCUGA
This is a messenger RNA of Trichosurus vulpecula (common brushtail), 1005 nucleotides long. Its product is annotated as carbohydrate sulfotransferase 8-like. Gene Ontology annotation, cellular component: membrane. The transcript has 3 exons. The coding region runs from base 1 to 1005 and encodes 334 amino acids. Gene Ontology annotation, molecular function: sulfotransferase activity. Gene Ontology annotation, biological process: proteoglycan biosynthetic process; carbohydrate biosynthetic process. The record is from RefSeq and is a predicted model, not a curated record. NCBI's taxonomy places the organism in Eukaryota, Metazoa, Chordata, Mammalia, Diprotodontia, Phalangeridae.